Molecule: messenger RNA, 1036 nt
Organism: Prorocentrum cordatum
Lineage: Eukaryota; Dinophyceae; Prorocentrales; Prorocentraceae
Source: the annotation of a GenBank genome assembly
GAAGGUGUGCUACAAGCGAUCCACGCACCGCAAGAGGGCCCGCCCGAGCCUCUGCGGCGAGGGCUUCAGGUGGGACCAGGUGGCCACCUGCCUCCGCGAGGGCAGCAGCAACGGCGCCCACUGCUUGCCGCCAUGCGGGGGGCAGGCGGGCAUGUGCGAGACCUUCUGCGGCAAGGGCGGCGCCUGCUGUAAGAGCGGGGACCCGAGGGACCCGGCGGAGUGCGAGGGGGCCACUGGGUUCCUCGACUUCGGAGGCUCGGACUACCACCAGUGCGUCAGGCCAGGCCCGAACCUCGCCUUCACCGUAGAGGGCGCCGGCGUGCGCGCGGUCAACGGGCUUUACGUACAUUCGGGCGAGCACAGCGGGAGGCCACGCUACCUCAAGGCCCGCUCGCCGAAGACCGUCAUGGAGUGGAGCGAGUCGCGGAAGGCCUGGCGCUUCUUCGUCGACGACACGUGGUUCGGGGUGGGCCGCGCGACCCUGUACCGGUCCUCCGCGGACACCGCGACCUUUCGGGGGUUGCUGAAGGUGCCUGUCGAAGUGCCCUCCUGGUUUCGCGCCCUCUGGCAGCUCGAAGUGCGUGCAGGCGUGCGGGGGCGGCUUCCCCGCGGAGGGCAUGGGCGUGUGCGGCGUCAGCCAGGGCGAGCUGGUGAUCGCCACGACCGAGAUGGUCGGCAUGGUUGCCAGCGGCGCCAUCCCAGUCGUACCUGCUCGUCAACGAGAUGAAGGAGCACGGCGUCCGCGCCGACAAGCUCUCUUCCACGAUCGACGUCUUCAUCGAGAUGGGAAAGCCCUUCGCCCGGCCGCUGUGCCCCGUGGAGUAGCCGCGAGCCCUGCCCGAGGAGGGAAAAGCAGCACUCACGCAAGCUGCUGGGGCUCCGCGCGGACUCCUUGGAUCUGCGCUGCCCCCCCCCCCCCCCAGGGCGGCACCUCCAGUGCCGCCCCUGGCGCGCGUUCAGUCUCCGCAGUAAUUCUUCACGCUUCGCGUGUCCCCACCAGCCUAGUGUUCGGACGGCUUUCGACCCGCCUCGCGAG